Eucalyptus grandis is the source of this 1352-nucleotide messenger RNA. Its product is annotated as putative disease resistance protein At4g11170. Lineage: Eukaryota; Viridiplantae; Streptophyta; Magnoliopsida; Myrtales; Myrtaceae. Gene Ontology annotation, molecular function: ADP binding; ATP hydrolysis activity. The record is from RefSeq and is a predicted model, not a curated record. The coding region runs from base 150 to 1352 and encodes 400 amino acids. The transcript has 3 exons. Gene Ontology annotation, biological process: defense response; signal transduction.
GGGAAGGGCAACGCCGGGUCAGAGGCCGCCCAGCCUCUCCGAGAGCAAAGCCGACUCUGCUUCAGCCUUCAGCCCUUGAUUUUCGUAGCAAAACUCUCUGGUCCGAUGCUUCGCAUUCUACGGAAGCACAUGUACCAUCAGCUCUUCUAAUGGCUGCUUCUUCGAGUAUGAAAAGGAAUUACAAUGUGUUCCUCAGUUUCAGAGGGACAGAUGUCCGCCACGGCUUCCUCAGUCAUCUCUACGCGGCUUUGAAAGAUAAAGGAAUACACACUUUUGUGGAUCGCGAGGAGCUCAGGAAAGGAGAGGAAAUAUCGCCGACCCUCAUGAGGGCGAUCGAGGAAUCGCGCAUUGCGACCAUUGUCUUCUCUGAGAACUACGCCUCCUCGCCGUGGUGUUUGGAAGAGCUCUUGAAAAUCAUGGAAUGCAAGGAGCAAAACGACCUGAUGGUGGUCCCCGUGUUUUACAAAGUGGAACCCAGAGAAGUGAGAGAGGGAGAGAGAGUUAUAAGAGAGCUAUGGAUAACCAUGAGUGCAAGUUCGGGAAGGAUUCAAAGAAAAGAUGAAAGAGAUGAAGCGGAUCUCAUACAAUGCAUCGUGAAGGAAUUAUGGAUUCGUCUCAAGCAAACACCCUUACAUGUUGCUAAGUAUCCAGUCGGAAUAGAUUCUCGAGUUCAAGAAUUGAUAUGUUUGUCACAGAAAAAGUCGGCUGAUGAUGAUGUUCUGAUGAUAGGUCUAUGGGGACCUGGAGGCAUGGGGAAGACAACAAUUGCCAAGGCCCUAUAUAAUGCUAUGAUGAGACAAUUUCAGAUCGUGGUUGAUCCUUUAACGAUCUACGGUGUCGCUAGAGGAAUUAGUUUGAUACAAGAAAGACUAUGUCGCAAGAAGGUUCUCCUGGUUCUUGAUGAUGUUGACCAUAUGAAUCAACUGAAUGCAUUAGCUGGAAAAGGCAAUUGGUUUGGAAAAGGAAGUAUAAUCAUUGUUACAACAAGAAAUAAACAAUUGCUGACUUCUCAUGGCAUAAAUCGUGUGCAUAGAAUUCAAACUUUAGGAUCUUGUGAAGCACGAGACCUUUUUUGUUUGCAUGCUUUCCUAGAUAGCAAGAGUGUAGACAUAAAAAUGGAUCUCAUAGAUAGAGCACUGCAUUAUUGCGGUGGCCUUCCGUUAGCCCUCGAAGUUUUGGGCUCAUUCUUAAGUGGAAGAAAUGAAGCUGCAUGGGAAAGUGCAUUGCAUAGGCUCUCCAAAAGUCCUGACCAAACUAUUAAUCAAGUUCUCAAGACAAGCUUUGAUGGAUUGGACAAUGACGAGAGGAGAUUUUCCUCGAUAUUGCUUGUUUCUUUAAGGGAGAGAGAAUAG